Molecule: messenger RNA, 5447 nt
Organism: Hyaena hyaena (striped hyena)
Lineage: Eukaryota; Metazoa; Chordata; Mammalia; Carnivora; Hyaenidae
Gene: PRDM15
Product: PR/SET domain 15
Exons: 24
Coding region: 63-3491 (1142 amino acids)
Biological process (GO): cell fate commitment; regulation of transcription by RNA polymerase II
Cellular component (GO): cytoplasm; nucleus
Molecular function (GO): RNA polymerase II cis-regulatory region sequence-specific DNA binding; DNA-binding transcription factor activity; histone deacetylase binding
Source: RefSeq, a predicted model, not a curated record
GGAUCGCAACCCGGAGUCCGGAUCCGAGCCCGCUCUGCACAUUCCACAGGCAGGUGUCAGACAUGGCAGAGGAUGGCAGUGAGGAGAUCAUGUUCAUCUGGUGUGAGGACUGUAGCCAGUACCACGACUCCGAAUGUCCUGAGCUGGGCCCCGUGGUCAUGGUCAAAGACUCCUUUGUGUUAAGCAGGGCAAGAUCAUCCCUUCCCUCCAACCUGGAGAUCCGGCGGCUAGAAGACGGGGCCGAGGGAGUGUUUGCCGUAACUCAGCUCGUCAAGCGAACGCAGUUUGGUCCAUUUGAGUCGAGGAGAGUUGCCAAAUGGGAGAAGGAGUCUGCUUUUCCGCUGAAGGUGUUCCAGAAGGACGGGCACCCCGUGUGCUUCGACACGUCCAGCGAGGACGACUGUAACUGGAUGAUGCUGGUGCGGCCGGCCGCGGGGCCCGAGCACCAGAACCUGACCGCCUACCAGCACGGCGACGACGUCUACUUCACCACCUCCAGGGACAUCCCCCCCGGCGCUGAGCUGCGCGUCUGGUACGCGGCCUUUUACGCCAAGAAGAUGGACAAGCCCAUGCUGAAGCAGGCGUGCGCCGGCGCCCAUGCUGCAGGGAGCCCAGGAGGCAGCGCCGCAGGGGAGUCGGAGCCCAGCCAGUGGGUGUGCAAGGUGUGUUCUGCCACCUUCCUGGAGCUGCAGCUCCUGAACGAGCACCUGUUGGGUCACCUGGAACAGGCCAAAAGCCUCCCCGCCGCCAGCCAGCACGAAGCCGCCGCGCCCGAGAAGGAAGCAGACGUGCCCCGGGGGGAGCCUCCUGCAGUGCCCAGGAGCACCAGUGUCCCCAAAGAGCAGAAGAAAAAGCCUCGAAGGGGGAGAAAACCCAGAGUGUCAAAACCUGAGCAGCCACUGGACAUUAUAGAAGGCAAGGAGCCGGCAGAGCAAGUGGCAGAGAUCAUCACUGAGGUCCCGCCCGAUGAGCCAGUGACAGCGGCGCCGGACGAGCGGAUCAUGGAGCUGGUUUUGGGGAAGCUGGCCACCACCACCAGCGACGCCAGUUCAGUGCCCAAGUUCCCACACCAUCAGAGCCCCGGCCUCACCCUCAAGCGGAGUCUGAUCCUGUCGAGCCGGCACGGCAUCCGCAGGAAGCUGGUCCGACAGCUGGGGCAGCUGGGGGAGCACAGACGGGUGUACCAGUGCAGCAUCUGCAGCAAGAUCUUCCAGAACAGCAGCAACCUGAGCAGGCACGUGCGCUCGCACGGUGACAAGCUGUUUAAAUGUGAGGAGUGCGCCAAGCUGUUCAGCCGCAAGGAGAGUCUGAAGCAGCACGUGUCCUACAAGCACAGCAGGAACGAGGUGGACAGUGAGUACAGGUACCGCUGCGGCACCUGUGAGAAGACGUUCCGCAUCGAGAGCGCGCUGGAGUUCCACAACUGCAGGACAGAUGACAAGACGUUCCAAUGUGAGCUGUGUUUCAGAUUCUUCUCCACCAACAGCAACCUCUCCAAGCACAAGAAGAAGCACGGCGACAAGAAGUUUGCCUGUGAGGUCUGCAACAAGAUGUUCUACCGCAAGGACGUCAUGCUCGACCACCAGCGCAGGCACCUGGAAGGAGUGCGGCGCGUGAAGAGGGAGGGCCUGGACGCCGGCGGCGAGAACCUGGUCCGCUACAAGAAGGAGCCCUCGGGAUGCCCCGUGUGCGGCAAGGUGUUCUCCUGCCGGAGCAACAUGAACAAGCACCUGCUGACGCACGGCGACAAGAAGUACACGUGCGAGAUCUGCGGCCGCAAGUUCUUCCGCGUGGACGUGCUCAGGGACCACAUCCACGUCCACUUCAAGGACAUUGCGCUGAUGGACGACCACCAGAGGGAGGAGUUUAUCGGCAAGAUCGGCAUCUCCUCGGAAGAGAAUGAUGACAAUUCAGACACCAGCGCGGACUCCGAGCCUCACAAGUACAGCUGCAAGCGGUGCCAGCUCACCUUCGGCCGCGGGAAGGAGUACCUGAAGCACAUCAUGGAGGUGCACAAGGAGAAGGGCUACGGCUGCAGCACCUGUAACCGCCGCUUCGCGCUGAAGGCCACCUACCACGCCCACAUGGUCAUCCACCGGGAGAACCUGCCGGACCCCAACGUGCAGAAGUACAUCCACCCGUGCGAGAUCUGCGGGCGCAUCUUCAACAGCAUCGGGAACCUGGAGCGGCACAAGCUCAUCCACACAGGGGUGAAGAGCCACGCCUGCGAGCAGUGCGGGAAGUCGUUCGCGCGGAAGGACAUGCUGAAGGAGCACAUGCGCGUGCACGACAACAUCCGCGAGUACCUGUGCGCCGAGUGCGGGAAAGGCAUGAAGACCAAGCACGCGCUGCGCCACCACAUGAAGCUGCACAAAGGCAUCAAGGAGUACGAGUGCAAGGAGUGCCAUCGCAAGUUCGCGCAGAAGGUCAACAUGCUCAAGCACUACAAGCGGCACACGGGGAUUAAAGAUUUCAUGUGCGAGCUGUGCGGGAAGACAUUCAGCGAGAGGAACACGAUGGAGACCCACAAGCUCAUCCACACGGUGGGCAAGCAGUGGACGUGCUCCGUGUGCGACAAGAAGUACGUCACCGAGUACAUGCUGCAGAAGCACGUGCAGCUCACCCACGACAAGGUGGAGGCGCAGAGCUGCCAGCUGUGCGGGACCAAGGUGUCCACCAGGGCGUCCAUGAGCAGGCACAUGCGGCGCAAGCACCCCGAGGUCCUGGCCGUGAGGAUCGAUGACCUGGACCACCUCCCAGAGACGACCACCAUCGAUGCCUCCUCCAUCGGCAUCGUCCAGCCCGAGCUGAGUCUGGAGCAGGAGGAGCUGGCGGAGGGCAAGCACGGGAAAGCCGCCAGGAGAGCCCACAAGAGGAAGCAGAAGCCGGAGGCCGAGGCUGCGGGGGCCCCGGUGCCCGAGGAGGCUGCCUUCAGCGAGUACUCGGAGAAGGAGCCCGUGCUGUCCGGCGUCGGGGACGAGACCGACUCCGCGGUGCAGAGCAUCCAGCAGGUGGUGGUGACGCUGGGAGACCCAAACGUGACCACCCCAUCGAGCUCCGUUGGCUUGACCAACAUCACCGUGACCCCCAUCACCACGGCUGCUGGGACUCAGUUUACCAAUCUGCAGCCUGUGGCCGUCGGGCACCUGACCACCCCCGAGCGCCAGCUGCAGCUGGACAACUCCAUUCUGACCGUGACCUUUGACACGGUCAGCGGCUCGGCCAUGCUGCACAACCGUCAGAACGACAUCCAGAUCCACCCGCAACCGGAAGCCUCAAACCCGCAGUCCGUGGCGCACUUCAUCAACCUGACCACCCUGGUCAACUCCAUCACGCCCUUGGGGAGCCAGCUCGGAGAGCAGCACCCGCUUACAUGGCGGGCGGUGCCCCAGGCCGACGUCAUGCCGGCGCCCCAGCCGCCCGCGUCCCAGCCCCCCGCGCCCCAGCCGCAGGUGCCGGCCGAGCCCCAGCCGCAGAUGUAUAGCUACUGAGCCCAAGCGCCCAGAAUUCACACGGGGCCCUGCACACAGGUGUUCUUGUCUGCAUCUGAGACUUGUUUGCUGGAUACCAAACCGAGAGAAGAGAAUCGUCAUUGCGAUGUAAGUAAGGGUGACAGCUUCGCAGAAUCCUCUCCAGACCCACCCUCCUGGAAAGCGUCGGCACCUGACUGCGAGCCUGGGGGUGACCCCUGGCAGAAGGUGCACGCUUGAGUGUUCUGGCCCGUGCCCGGCACACCGCCGCCCCUGACGGACGCGGGGUCGGGGCGCGCGAGGUGAGUGGUAUGUUACGAGGAACGUAAGCGGCUCGCAGGUGUCCUUUCGGCCCCCCCUCCCCCCCACCUGCUGCGUCGGCACAGAGAACGGCUGCCCACGGGGCCACGCGCUGCAAGGAAACGCCGUUUUUGCCUCGCUUCUGAGUCUUUCCGACGAAUGAGCAGAUAGAAGUUAAAGUGACGCUUAUUUUUCUUCUUUGAAAUUUGAGUUGAGGCAAAUUCGUUGGGCUGGAGACGUGUGAGGAGGCGUCCCGUGGCCGCGGACCCCACCCCUCAGUUCGUCACGGGUGAGGGGUCCCCGGAGGUCGCUGACUCGGCCCUGAAAGGCCUCUUUGUAACAUAACAACGGAUUCCUUUUUAGUAUCGGUUUUCAUUUUUUUUUUAACUUUAUUUCGAGCACAUAUUAUGUAUCCGGGACUUAAUCGUCGUUUUUUAUUUUUAACGCGCUAAAGUCGUUUGCACUGUAGGAGCGUCGGUCCACAUCCAGUUCUGCGCCGCUGCCCCAGCGCCAGGGACAGGCCACCGUGUAGGACAAGUAAGUCCCGUGCUGUCCCCCCUGGUGGCCCCCGCGGAGCCGGCUCAGGAUGCUCCGCCAUCCAAAUAUAUUUAUUACGGCUGAGGCUCAGCCAAAUCCGCCGAAGAACAGCGAAGAAAUUCACAUUUUCUUUCUGUUCCAACUGAAUUCCAAAGGUUGAUUUGCUUCAAGACCAAUUUUCUGUAAAAACCUGGAAGGGGCUCGGCUCUUCACAGUGGAAGGGUCCAGGUGUUUCUGAAGGACGGCUGCCGCCCUUUCCUGCCGGGCGGUCGUGAGAGCGGAAGCGUCCGCUCCUUACGUAUGGCCUUCGAGCGUGCCAUCUCUGCAUCCCCGGGACACAUGCCCCCACACGUGAACGCGUGUCAGAGGCGGUGGCCCAGGCUCACACCCGCCUGCCACUCAGUUGGGGAAACAGGGACAGUUUUUAGUCUCCUGAUGCUUUUUAAUGCUGUGCAAAAUGAAAUGAAAAGUCUGCCUUACUGUGGCCUUGAUUGCUCUUUGUCACACACCCUGUGUUAUUUGGGAGACCGUCUGGAAGGAACGAUGAUGCAUCAGUGGUGGACAUCUGAAGCCAAGGCAUUAGCGCCGCCUGGGAGGCCAAGGACCGUCCCUUCUGCAAAUGCAGCGGCCUCGGCUCUUAUCUUCAUUCUGAGCAGCGAGAUGCCGAGGACGGGGCUAGAGUUCGUUUCGUGCAAUACGUGCCCCUAGAAGUAAGGAAACCCGUCCCCCACGCAGCACGCAAGAGGGUCCCCGGAGUCCGCAUCUUCGACACAGCUCCGUCACACUCCCGUCUCCCGCCUGCAGUGGAAUCAAUAGCAGGAGAUCGUUAGACUUUUUAAUUUAUGAUAAUUAUUUUUAUGUUAUUUAUGUAUAUGAUUAACUGCUUUAUACACAAUAAUUUCAUCACAUGAACUUGGGCUAGGAGUGAUGUGUUUUCUAAAAUCCUGUCCUCAUUGUCCAGAUAUAAGCCGUCCCGAUACCCAAGGGGCCAUCAAGAGCCAAGGUCCCUGAUGUAUUAGGAAAAAAAAAAAAAUCACGGAGUUUUUUUUGACCAAGUGAAGAAUACAAACACGAUUAAACUUCUUUCAGCCUUUAUCUCUUAUCCCUCAUCCCUGUGAAAUAAAGGCCUUUUAAAUCACA